CACUAAAUCAUCGUUAGAAGUUUUUUUUCUAAUUUUAAGUCUUCUUCCAAAUUUUUUGUAUAAUUCAAAUUAAUAUCAAACCAGUUUAAGAAUCUUAAUAAUUAUUAUCACAGGAAUUGAUAAAAAAAUUGCAUUAUAAAAAAAUACAAGACUUGAAUCAGCAUCAAGAAAAUUUUUUUCAUUGUGCCAAUUUGUAAUCGGGAAUUUUUAUAAAGAGAAGAAAAAAGGAAAAAUCAAUUAUGAGGCCACCAAUGCAAAAAAUUUCAUCCCUUGUGGUUUCGGCGAUUCGAAGUCUUCGGGAAACUCGAGGAUCAACUUCUAAGGAUAUCAUGAAUUACAUCAUGUCAGAACAUCGUGCAGGGGAUGCUGCAAUUCAACGUCAGCUGAAUGCAGCUCUGAAACGCGGAAUGGAGUAUGGAAUCCUAAGGAGGGUCAAUGGCCACUACACUCUUAAUCCUGAUCCAUUUGGUGUAAAUCCAUACGUUAUAAUUCCAGAAGAAAAGGGUAUGCGAAAAAGAAGGCGUCGCAAGGGUUCACGUCGCAUGCGUCGUGGACGACGGGGACGAGGCGCACGUCGCUUACGUAAUUCUCGCCGUCGUGUGGGCGGUCAACGUAGGACGAAUCGAAAAGUCACCAUGAAACCGGAACGUCGUGGAGUUUUGGCUCGCACUAAAAAAAUGAAUAAUGAAAAACGUUUUAAGAAAAUGGAGGAGGAAUUAAAUGAAAAACGUCCAAAUAAAGUAACCCCACCAAUUGAACGUAUGCAUGUCGAACAUGAUCUCGAGGAAAAUCGUCCUGCGCACGUUGAAAUUCCCAGGCGCACAUCGACCAUCAAGAAUAAUAAGGAACGCGAACGCAGCCGGAGUAAAAGCCGACGAUCACAAAGUCAACCGCGACAACAAACGAGACAGGAAACUCCUCCAGCACGAAGUCUAAGUCGAUCUUCGGAGAGUAGCGAUCGUGAUAAUAACGACGAUAAUCAUCAAGAUGAUUAAUCCCGAUUUCGAUAUUGGAAAUGUCGACAGGAUAUUUGGAAUAUUUUCCAUUUUUAUAAGAUUAUUUUUUAAUAACAACUUUCAAUAUAUUAAA
Messenger RNA from Leptopilina heterotoma, 1089 nucleotides. RefSeq names its product splicing regulatory glutamine/lysine-rich protein 1-like. Gene Ontology annotation, cellular component: nucleosome. Gene Ontology annotation, biological process: nucleosome assembly. The record is from RefSeq and is a predicted model, not a curated record. NCBI's taxonomy places the organism in Eukaryota, Metazoa, Arthropoda, Insecta, Hymenoptera, Figitidae. The coding region runs from base 240 to 995 and encodes 251 amino acids. The transcript is spliced from 2 exons. Gene Ontology annotation, molecular function: DNA binding.